AUGCUGCACGUAUGCGUCAGCGCGACGCUGUAUCGGCCACUGGACGAAAAUUAUGCACCUGAGGAAAAUAUUUUGGUAGAAAAGAUCGAGAAAGAAGUGAAGGAACAGAUUGAUUUAUUGUCAUUUCUUAUAGUCGAAAUAAUUUAUUUCCAGGAUCAGGACAAGUCGACGCAACAGAAACUGGAGCUGCUGUUCGCCAACGAUUCAACUGCCCGACAUAAUAUACUGAACGAACUGUUCCACCAGAACAGCGGUGUGGUGGCGGUCGAAUUGACCGACAGCGACGAGGAGAAGGACGUGAUGGGCGAGGGUCUUCGUAUGAAGCCUAUGGCCAAGAUUCGCAGUUCCAGCAUCCUGCACAGCGUAGAAGAUCUGUCGACGGACUCGACGUGCGUGUACAAGGCCGCGAGAACGUCGCUGAGAUCGCUGAAAUCAUCCGUGGCAGCGGUGGGUCCAGAACAACAACAGCAGCUGCAGCAGCCGUCGUCGCCGCCAAGCAGGAUGCCGUCCUUAACACUAACAGCGUCGACAGAAUCCAGGAUCACAUUUAUGCAGAGACUGACGCGCUAUCUCGAUCUGUCGCUACUGAAGAAUCCUCAGUUCAUCAUGAUGUGCAUCUCCGUCAGUUUGAUGUCCACCGGUAGCCCGUACAUGCUGUACUACCUGCCGGCGUAUGUCCACGCCGCUGGUUACACCAAGUCGGAGGCUGGCUACCUAGUGGCCAUCUCCGCCGCUCUCGACUUGUGCGGUAGACUCGGCCUUGGCUGGUUGUCGGAUCUCAAGCUGUUCGAUCGACGGAAAGGAUAUAUCGGAAGCGUAGUAGGUGCCGGCGUGGCGGUUCUUGCGAUCCCGAUGGCUCACUCCUUUUACGUAUUAGCGUGUUCCGUUGGCAUGUAUGGACUAUGCCUAGGCUGUUGGUUUCUCCUAGUUCCCGUCCUGCUCGCCGAUCAAUACGGCACCGACAAAAUAUCGUCCAGUUAUGGUCUCGUGAGGAUGUUCCAGAGCUUCGGUGCGAUCUCCAUUCCACCACUUGCAGGUUACUUACGCGAUGUAACCGGAAGUUAUACCGUGUGUUUUCUGUGCAUGGGUACAUGUAUGGUCGUAGGAGGUUUACCUCUACUUUUGGUUUUCAAUGAAAACCAGACAAAUUCAACAACAGCAACAAAGCUGCCCGUGAAUGCCGAGAAUAAUAAUCGUCAAGGGGACACUACCGUAAAAGAGUAAAUUAUUUUGAAAAUGUGAUCGUUGAUAAUGUGAAGUGAUCUAAUGUGUAAUAGGAAAAUAAAUAAAUCAUAACAGUUGUCACAAAAAAGAAA
Nylanderia fulva is the source of this 1316-nucleotide messenger RNA. Its product is annotated as monocarboxylate transporter 12-B-like. Gene Ontology annotation, biological process: transmembrane transport; monocarboxylic acid transport. Lineage: Eukaryota; Metazoa; Arthropoda; Insecta; Hymenoptera; Formicidae. Gene Ontology annotation, molecular function: monocarboxylic acid transmembrane transporter activity. The record is from RefSeq and is a predicted model, not a curated record.